This is a messenger RNA of Colletotrichum siamense, 5493 nucleotides long. It is a transcript of the gene rqh1, whose product is annotated as ATP-dependent DNA helicase hus2/rqh1. Gene Ontology annotation, cellular component: chromosome; cytoplasm; RecQ family helicase-topoisomerase III complex. Gene Ontology annotation, biological process: DNA replication; double-strand break repair via homologous recombination. The coding region runs from base 1 to 5493 and encodes 1830 amino acids. The transcript has 6 exons. Gene Ontology annotation, molecular function: 3'-5' DNA helicase activity; nucleic acid binding; four-way junction helicase activity. The record is from RefSeq and is a predicted model, not a curated record. NCBI's taxonomy places the organism in Eukaryota, Fungi, Ascomycota, Sordariomycetes, Glomerellales, Glomerellaceae.
AUGGGCUUCAACACAAUCCUCAACACUGCCAAGCAGCUUGCUAGCAACGACGAAGCUAAGGACCAGCAGAGCUCGUCCCAGACUUCUGACCAGCAAGGCUGGGACAAGGUCGGCGACGACGCCAAGAAGGCCUUUGCGAACUAUCAAGCCGACCAAGCUCAAGGCAAGGGUCCCGAUUACAAGGAGAUUGGGGGCGUUGCGUCGGCUGCGUACUCUGCGUACAAUCGCGGAGCCGAUGCAGGGGAUCUCGAUGAGAAGCAGAAGGAACAGCUGGGAAAGGAUGUCGUUGCCGGGUACUCUGGCAGGAAGAAGGAGGCGUUGAAGUCCGGGGAGGAGGGUGUCGAUGGGACUCAGGAGGGCUGUGAGUGUGAAGGCCACGAUGAUGAGAAGUCGAAGAAGUUGGAUGAAGAGUUAGGGGGCGAGAGUGAAGAUGUGGUAGUUGGGGAGAAGAAGAAACUGCGGGAAGGUGGGUUCUUGCAGGGAAAGGUUGACACCACCACGGAGGAUAUCGCUGCCCAGGAUGCUCGUGGUGAGUACACUGAUCCAUCAAAGGAAGCCCUCGAGGCUUUGUCCUCCAGUACCGCGGCACGAUCUGGCGGGAAAAAUGAAGUCUCUGCUUCCCGGGCAGAUUACACUGGAUCUACUGAUGCAACAUCCGGCGAGACUGGGGACCUCAGCGACUACACCACACUCGGGAGGACGACACGCUCGGGACGCGGCAUCACUAGGAAGCCUUCUUUGGCUGUGAAACAGCAGCAGCAGCAAUUGCUGACGCCAUCCUCAACCACCAGCGGUGGGCGUUUCCAACAAGCUAUCACUGCCCAACUUCAGCAACAAGAAAGUACACGAAACAAUCGAGUGGCUCCUUCAUCAUCCCAAGACAGACGCCAUAAGCCGGUGCCUGUGUCAACACCAGACCUACUUGACGAUGACGACGAAAUCCUGGACCUGACUGGUAACGAUACGAUCUUGUCGUCAGAUUCGGUUGCAUUCGAUGAAGGAGUCACGGUAUGGAACGAAGCGCAGGCCUCGAGGCCGGAACCGCUGUCGAAGCGCGGCCAGAAGAGAAAGAGUACGGAGAUGAGCAAGACAGGAGACUUGGAUUCAGACUCGGACGAGUUUCCAGAUAUUUACAAGACGCUGGGCACCCCAGCCCCAAAGAGCAGUCGAGCGGCUAAGAGCACCAAAACAAUACCAUCGAGCAUCCGCAGGGCGAAUACAGACAAGGGCAUGGUGGAAGAGCGGACUAUCACACAAACAAUCAGCCGAACCCAGCGCACGUACAAGAUGGCCGAUGAUCCUCAAGAACGGGGGACGCCACGUCGGCUCCCAAUGGCUGUUGGUGGCCAGAGUGCCAUCGGACGCACUCCGAGCAAGGCCGUCCGGAUUUCUUCUAGCCCAGAGUCGAAUCAACGGGCGAAAUCGGCAGGUUUACAGUCGACUCAACAACGUCCUCGGCCUCGGGUAAUACAGGAUUCAGAUGACGAGUUCGAUGACGGGGAUUUUGACGCCGAGCUUCUGGCCACACCGAGUCGAAGUAACUUUAUGCCAGCCUCUGCGGCUCGCUCCAGACCGGCAUCUGUUCCCUUUGGAGGUGCAGAUUCAUCAGACGAGCUCGUUGCGCCUGAUACCCCUUCGAGGCCGCAGCCAGCGACGUUGCUGCCGGAUGAUUCCCUAAUGAGCUUCGAGGUAGACCCUGUCCAAGAUGACUCAACGAAUACACUAUCACAGCCGACGCCCUCUUCGCAAGGGAAAAGGUCCACGGUACUUAAGUUCAUCUUGGACAACCCAGAUGCCAUGAAGGCAAAGGAGACGAUGAUCCAGGAGAAGCUCGUGCACAACUCCGAAACCUUCCGGAACGUCUUGAUGGAUGGCUCAAGGGAAGACCGCAAUAAACAUAAAGCCGAGAAAGAGUUGUUGAUGUCACAGCAAUCUUGCCUCAAGAAAGCAUACGAACUCCUCAAGUCCCACGCGAAACUUCAAGGCGAGAAAGAGGUGCUUGUACAACAAAUCGCCACGGCCUACGGUGACGGUGGCGACACUGAGCAGGACGAGAUUCGUUUGGAUGAAGUGUCAGACAAAGUUAGGGCUUUGGAGCAAUCCAUCGAGCGACAUCUUCCUAGUGUGGGCAUCGACGGCGAUUCUUUCAUCGACGACUACCGCAGGUCUAAGGCUAUUGUAAUGAGCACCCAACCUAGCCACAAGACCCCGGCCAGAGCGUUGAGAUCUGCACAGGCAGUCGAGGAGAAUGACAACCAAGUCAUUCAUCAGACACAAUUCCCCGGAUCGUCGAGAAUAACCGACCCCAGAGAUCGGUCUCCGCCGCCGUUCCCACGGUCCAAACCCCCCAUGCCCAAGAGCGCCAAGAAAUCAGCCCCUCCGAUUGCGAAAGCCAGUCGACGAGAUGAUUUCGAAGACAACUACCUGGAUGAUAUUGAAGAUGACUUCGGCGCAUUUGAUCCGGAGCCGCCGAUCUCUAGGCCGUUGCCAAGCCGCAGAAGCCCUGUCAAAGCAUCGCGCCCUCGCGCCAUGGAUAUGUCCAGUGAUUACGGCGAUGAUGCGGACGCAGACAUGCUUGCGCUCGCGCAAGACUUUGAAUCGCGUCACUCGUCUUCUGCGGAAACGGCUUCCAAGAGGAGAAGCGUCCUUACUGCAACGUCAGGUAAUCUCGCUCAGCCUCCCAAAUCCACUGAACCCUUGAAGAAGAGGGAAGUGUCUAAAGCAAAAUUGUCGAUACCACCCGAGUUGAUGAAACAUCCCUGGUCCCCGGAUGUCAGAAGGGCUUUGAAGGACAGAUUCAGGAUGAGAGGGUUCCGACCUAAUCAACUUGAAGCUAUCAAUGCCACUCUAGCCGGCAAGGAUGCCUUUGUGCUAAUGCCGACUGGUGGAGGAAAAUCACUCUGUUAUCAACUGCCGGCAAUCAUCAACAGCGGGAAGACCCGGGGUAUCACGAUUGUUGUUUCACCUCUGCUCAGUCUGAUGCAAGAUCAGGUCGAUCACAUGUCUGCGCUAAACAUCCAGGCGGUCUCUCUCAACGGAGAAACAACUUCUCAAAAGCGGAACCAAAUCUUCUCGUCCUUCAAGGAGAGAAGCCCUGAGUUGUUCGUUCAGUUACUCUACGUCACGCCUGAGAUGCUGAACAAUAGUCCCUCCUUCAUGAAGGCCUUGACAACGCUCCACUCAGGCAAACGACUUGCUCGUAUAGUCAUUGACGAGGCGCAUUGUGUCAGUCAAUGGGGCCAUGAUUUCCGGCCAGACUACAAGGCUUUGGGCAAGCUACGGAAUCACUUUCCCACCGUACCUAUUAUUGCGCUCACAGCAACGGCAACCCAGAACGUCAUUGUUGACAUCAAACAUAACCUGGGCAUGGAUAAUUGCGAGGUGUUCUGUCAGAGUUUCAACAGGCCGAACCUUACGUAUGAAGUCCGCCGGAAGGAGAGGGAGCUGGUGCACAAAAUCGCCGACCUCAUUCAGUCAAAGUACGACCAGCAAUGCGGUAUUAUCUAUACGCUAUCGAGGAAGACAUCUGAACAGGUGGCUGAGAAGCUACGAGACAAGUACGGCAUUUUAGCCCAUCACUACCACGCACAGAUGUCACCCGAGGAUCGGAUUGAUGUUCAAAGGCAAUGGCAGAAGGACAGAAUCCAUGUCGUUGUGGCGACAAUUGCCUUUGGCAUGGGGAUUGAUAAACCAGACGUUCGCUUCGUUAUUCAUCAUUCGGUACCCAAGAGCUUGGAAGGCUACUACCAAGAAACGGGGCGAGCUGGCAGAGACGGCAACCCAUCCGAUUGCAUUCUGUAUUUUGGAUAUCAAGAUGUCGUCACCUUGAGGAAGAUGAUCGCGGAUGGUGAUGGCAAUGAGGACCAAAAAGAGCGGCAGAGAACGAUGCUCAACCGGGUCACGGCGUUCUGCGACAAUCGGGAGAACUGCCGCCGUGUCGAAAUCCUUCGAUACUUUGGCGAGGUAUUCAACGGAGACGAGUGUAACAAGACGUGCGACAACUGUCGAGCGGGGGCUGUUUUUGAGCAGCAGGACUUCUCCGACAAGGCUGUUGGCGCUAUUCAGACCAUCAGAAACCACGAAAAAUUAACGGUCAAUCAGUGCCGUGAGAUUCUCUUGGGAAAGAAAUACCCCCCGAACAUAAACGAGGACCCAGACGACGCCCACGGGAUAGCUCGGGGGAUGAAACAGCAUGAAGUCGAGCGCAUUCUCGACAGACUUACUGCUGAGGAAGCACUUGAGGAGACAAACGUGGUGAACAAGCGGGCUGGUAUUGCCAUCCCGUACCUCAUCGUUGGUCGUAAUGCGCAUAUGUUUCUGUCUGGGCGCCGCAAGCUGUUGCUGUCGGUUCAGGUUUCUGAUAGGGGUAGGGAAUCCUCGGCUCCAAAGCCGAAAAAGCGAACAAAGAAGAGCAAAGAGGCCGAUGAUGCAGACACAGGCGCAGGGCCUUCUAGACAUGUCCCACCCUCGACUAAUGUGUCUUCGCCUGCUCAGGCAAGAAUUCAGAAUAAGAAGAAGGGCAAGUCCAUGGCAACCAUCUUCGAUACGGACGAAGAGGAAGAGAUGCUACUGCAACAAAUGGAGGAGCAGGACUUGUCUUUGCACUCAAACGGCUACGCAAAGGAUGGCUUUGUCAUGUCGGAUGAUGAAGACGACGCGUUCGAGCCUCUGCCAAAGUCUCGCAACAGAAGUCACGCUUCUCGCGAUGUUGGUCCUCGCAUAGAGGCAGACAGUCGGUUGGGAGAUCUUGAUGAACUGCAUCAAGACGUGGUCCACAACUUUGUGCAGGAGGCGAAGAAGCUCGAAGAGCAGCUGCGCAACGCGCAAAGUCUCCGAAAGCCGCUGUUCUCUGAGCGAAGCUUCCAAGAAAUGGCUAUUCGCUGGACAACAACACUGCCGCAAAUGCGCAAAAUACCAGGCAUCGAGAUUGAGAAAGUUGACAAGUUCGGGACUAAGUUUAUUCCUAUGGUCAAGCGUUGCCGAGACAACUACAAUUCCAUGAUAGGGGCGAUGGACGAAGCUGAUCAGAUGGACGCCGGUGAUCAGCACAUCGUUGACUUGAUCAGCUCUGAUGAAGACAUGGACGAGGACAUGGAAGAUGACGACGAUGAGGAGGAAGAGGAGGCUUCUAAGUAUUUCAAUGGCCCGCCACCACCGCUGAGACCAGAGGUGGAAGCGUGGAAUGAACAAAUGAGAGUGAACGAGCUCGAGACAGCGCCGCCGACACGAGGAUCAUCAGGCACACGAGGCCGUGGUGGCGCGCGCGGUGGGAAGAAGCCAUACCGCAGAGCUUCUGGCGGAGGGUACAAGAAGGGAGGGGUGACCAAACGGAAGGCCUCAGGCGGGGCCAGCAGAAGGAGUAGCGGCGGGACGACGGCUUCCAGCUCCAGGAAUUCGACCGUCACGCACUUCUUCCCUAGAGGCGGCAAGAGAGGUGGCGGCAGCGGUGGAAGGAGCGGUGGUGGCGGCAGCAUCGGACUAAUGCCGCAUUAA